AUAUAUUUCGAUGCUUUGAGCGAUCAUUCACAACAGCUACGGUAGAGCCAUGCAUAACAACGAUGUAGCUGCUAUCACGCAGCAAGUAUCAGACCUUGACAUUGAUCAGGAUCCCAGUGACCCAGCAGUAAUGAUGGCAGCGCUCAAUCCGGAACUACGACCCGCUCCCAAGUUGUACAGCAAGGGGGUCAAGAUUACGGAUAUUACUCAAAUCUUCACAAAUGCUGCUCACCAGCUCGAAGUAGGAGACCUUGUUAAGGAUCCCUUUUUCACAUUAUUCGAGGCUGUUGCUGCUCUAGAGAUCAUGGAUCCGAAAAUGGAUAGUGGUUAUCUAGCUCCUGGAGAAACUAUGGAGGAUGAUUACGAUUUCACUCAGGCGCUACUGCCAGAGGAAGUUUUGGGUAUCAUUGAUCAGCUUCUUUGUCAUGAGAUGGCUUGGCACAUGGGACACCCACUUGCUCAAACAAUCUUCACCAGUCUAUACAUUGAUCGAAUGCUCCAUCCUUCGCCUUUGAGUCUCAACGAGACCCGGUUUGACAGAGACGAGAGCUGUGCCGAAGAUGAGCCUUUGAUGCUGCAAGUUUUGAGGGCAUACUGUCUAGGUCUGAUCAAAACUUGUUGGUAUGUCAACAAUCGAGUGAGGUCAGAGCAUUUUUACGAAGAGGAAGAUUUUGCGACCCAUACAUUCCAUAGAAAUCUGCUCGAGGGUAUAGAGUAUGAUGAAAUUCUUCGUUUCAUGAAAGAGACUGUAGAAUUAAUUUUGCAGGCUCAGAGCAUAGCCAAGGACAUGAAAAAAGCUUUGUCGACUAGACUUAAUUUUCGGCAGGCUUUUUUGAAAACUGUUAAUACAGUAGAGUCAAGAUCUCAAGAUGCAAAGGAGUCCUGGCGUGAGACGCAUUCGUUCAUUUCUGAUUUGGCAUCAACCGGCAAACUUGCAAAGCCUGUUCCGCAGUCAUUUAGUGUGAAAUUACAGAGGAAGCUCGCGAGUACGGUUCCGCCACGUCCAAUUGUUGUGGUGGGCCAGGAGAGUGCCUACGAACACUUGGAAAGGAUGUGUAAGGAUGGUGAAAUUGCAGUUGAUAUACUUGAUUAUACAGAUAGUCACAGUCUCAUGACUUUUGUUUCAUUAUUUCAAGCACGAAAACCUCAGCCAUCCGUGUAUAUUCGAACUUUACUUCAGUAUUACAUGUUUGCAGAUAUGGUAAUACUGGGUAAAAUGUCCAUCCGAGAAGUUCUCGAUGAUGAUCUAGCUAGUCUUACCUUACCCGGAAACCAGCUUCUAGAUCGUAUCAACGAUGAAGUUGAAGUUAUUCAUGAUCCAAGAUUCCACAUGGCUCAAAGAAUGGAGUUAUUUAGAUCACGCGCCGCAAACACAUACAUAGACAUCCUUCGGACCAUGUGUCAGAGCCGAUGUCGCAUACGCCGAACACUCUGUCACACAAUCGUUGACUGGGAUAAUCUCCAACUUGAUGGUGAGGAGAUUGAUCAGGAACUGAGGGAAUUUACAAAAGAAAAGCCAUUCAUAGAUAAAAACUUAUCACUCGAUCCAAUUUACGCUUUCCCCCUAUCAUCAUGGGCAUACUAUUACAAGCUCCGCCAAAUGGAAUGGAUAGUACAGUUAGGCUUUGAACUCCAGGUUUACCAGCCAGAUGAGUUAUCAGGGAUGUAUUUUUACCUCAAUCAUCUUUGUAAAACGAGAAGUCGUCAUCUUGAGCGUAUCCGAAGCGAGGUCAUGCGAUCCUACUCUACACGUCGCAAUGAAUCGCAGCUUGAUCCUACUCAAAGAGAGGAAUUUACCAAUGCAAUUUCAUUCAUCAACUUCUCCAUGUUAGAAGUUACCUCAACGUAUGGUUUCGCAGACGCACUAUCUUCGUUGUUUGAAGCACUUCGUCGUCUAGAUCUUAUACCCAUACCCCCGAGACCAUACGGCAACGAUGUAAUGCGUUACGAAGUCCGCAUGAAACCGUUUUCUACGAUUGGCCUCCCUGCCCCCUUGUCGUUUGAAUUUUUCACUUACAACGUCACGCAGCCCAAUGAGACCACUCUCGAUUUGCUUUUGAUUGCUGGAGAAGCCACUGCUGCUGCUAAGAAAGGAUUCGAGAUCCUGAGUAAACUCAAUCCUAAAGACGCUUAUUGCCGUGGAUCUCAUGAGAGUUGGCUGAAAGAUAUUAAGGACUGUUUGAAAGCGUGUAUCUUUACUGGAAUCUCGAUUGCAGCGGUCAAAAAGGCCAUCGAAGGUGCAGGCAAGGACGAUAAAGUGAAGAUACAGGUGGAGAUACCCACAACAGGUAAAGGAUAUCAUGAUUGGUGGAUCGUGCCUAAAGUUCUCCCCGAUCCGAAAAGGUAAUGAUCAGUGAUUGAUUUUCAUGUUUCGGGGACUCGGACUCUACUUGAUCGGAAGGGUUCAGAACGUCAGCCAUGGACUUCGGAGGCCUCUCUGAAAACCCUUGGGAAGGUGUCUGAUAGAUGCUAAUCGUGCAUGUCAAGAUGCAAACCUUGUUACAUCUUACGCAAGCUCAUCGGACUGAACUUCAUCCUCCACGUCUCGUGUCUUCUCUUCUCUCGUGAGGUUCAGACAGCCUGAGUAAAUUAGACUGUGUGACGCAGGUACUAGAUAGAUUAUUUAUACAAAUGACAUCCAAAAAUUUGUAGCCCAAGUGCCACGACGAAACCUCACAUCUCUGCAUCAACUUGAUUUACCUAGUAACAUCAUUCCACAACGUCGAAAAUGUUACACCGAACCGUCACACCACACCAAGACGCAGAAUUGGAUCCAGACCCUGACUUAAAUAAUCGAAAUCUAAUUGAGAUUUCGAUUCCGAUGUCUUCCCAAAGUUCGAUUGCCAUGAAUACGAACCAAUCGCGACCCGCGAGUCUGAAGCAACAAUUUUCAAUAUAUC
Molecule: messenger RNA, 2900 nt
Organism: Botrytis byssoidea
Lineage: Eukaryota; Fungi; Ascomycota; Leotiomycetes; Helotiales; Sclerotiniaceae
Exons: 7
Coding region: 50-2347 (765 amino acids)
Biological process (GO): N-terminal peptidyl-methionine acetylation
Cellular component (GO): NatC complex
Source: RefSeq, a predicted model, not a curated record